UUGAAAUUUAAUUUAUUUAUGUGUGUUUCAAACAAAUUUUGUGUAAAUAAAUUAUUGCAAAAUAGUUUAAUUUUUUGUUAAUAUUUUCAUAUUAAAAAAAUCCAAAAUUUUGUUAAAUUUUUCAUAAUGGCAGAACUAUUAUCCAAAGAAAAAGAAUUUUUAAAAUUAAAUGAACAAUUGAAUUAUAUGGCCUCAAAUGCCAUGGAACAUCAGGCGAAUACAAUGAAUGCGAAUCGAGUGAAUUCGGGUAAUGCAAAUCAUUCUCGUUUCAACACCUAUCAAAAGUCCAAAGGUCAAAGCACCUUUUUGAGGAAACGUGGAUCGGGUGAUGGUCCCUCCCCGGAAAUGAUGGAGGGUUGCAAUCGUCAGUUUAUGCAAAAUCCCAAGGAACGUUUCCAUAUGACAAUGGGUAGAGACACCUAUCGUCAGGGUAACCGCCAGGCCAAUGAACCGGACAAUCAAUCACCAAGAAUAACGACUACAGCACCAACACCCACACCACCGCCUGCAAUUCCAUCAUCAUCGUUGGCACAACAUUCCAGUGUUAUCAAAUCUCACAUUCGUAAAUAUCCACCUCCCGCUGCCACAAGUAACACCACGGCAAGAGGUAAUGAGACAUUUCGUGCUUCAAAUCAAAAUCGUUUUGCGAAUGGCAGAGCACCACAAACCAAUACUUCGACAUUUACAAUCAAAUAUCGCAAUCCGAAAUUUGUUAAAAGUCCUUCUUUGGAGGUUUUGUUGAAGGAUGAAUGCUCCGCCAUAAGAAGUCAAACUUUAAUGGAGUCGGCACAAAUGAAUGGCAGCGUGUCAUCUGUUGCUCCGGAGGAUUUGCAAUCGAAUGGUCGUCAGUCCCAGGCAAGCAAUGCCACUAUUGGUUCGAAAAAGAACGUUAGCACCGAUGGAUUGAUCAAGUACUUCAUCCGUUCUCCCCAAACCAAACUGUUCACAAAUUUAGUACAAUUUAGUACAGUUUGCACAUUUUCAUCUGUUGCUCCGGAGGAUUUGCAAUCGAAUGGUCGUCAGUCCCAGGCAAGCAAUGCCACUAUUGGUUCGAAAAAGAACGUUAGCACCGAUGGAUUGAUCAAAUUUUUAAAGUCCAAGGUAACCAUACUGGAAGAUGAUCACUCUCGCAUCUCUGAAGAGCUGGGCAAACAAAAGGAACUACUCGAACGAGCCCUGGAACAAGCCAAGGCAAUGGAGAAACAACGUGAUCAGGCCACCAGUAAAAAUAAUGCCCUCAAAGAACAAUUGGCAAAAGUUGAAGCGCAACUUGAGCAGGCCAACCAAAACAACAAGGAACAAAGCAAAGAGCAUCUGAAACAGCAAAAGGAACUAGAAACGGCAAAGAGAGAAAUUAAAAUUCUAACACAAAACAAUAAGAAUUUAGAGAAACGACUCUAUCGCAGCAAUGAAGAUUUGGAAAGCUCAAGGACUGCACUGAGUGAAAUGAAAAAAUCCGAAAAGGAAUUGCAAGAGAAAUCACGUUUGGAUUUGGAUGCAAAGGAGAAACAAAUCAAGGGUUUAAAGAAACAAAGAGCCGAUUUACUUAAUGCCUAUAAGAAGCAGUUGUUCCUCAUUGACAAUCUGAAGAGACAAAAUAUUUGCUUGGAACAGGCGAAAAUGUUGGAAUUUGGGGAGAAGGAAUUUUCCAAAAUUUUGGAAUGGGAUAUGAAAAGUUAAACUGAGUAUAGGGAGGAACAAAGACUGCUUGCAAUUUUUAUUAAGUAUUUGUUUAAAUUUUCAUUACAUGCCUUUAUUAGUAUUUUGAUUUGAAGAUUCCAUAAUUUAUAUCCUUUCACAUAUCAAAUAUUAUUAGAUUUUCAAUAAACCAGCAAAGUUGACCAGCAACAUAAUCCAA
Molecule: messenger RNA, 1858 nt
Organism: Musca domestica (house fly)
Lineage: Eukaryota; Metazoa; Arthropoda; Insecta; Diptera; Muscidae
Exons: 3
Coding region: 127-1680 (517 amino acids)
Source: RefSeq, a predicted model, not a curated record